Molecule: messenger RNA, 3819 nt
Organism: Sinocyclocheilus grahami
Lineage: Eukaryota; Metazoa; Chordata; Actinopteri; Cypriniformes; Cyprinidae
Product: myosin binding protein C3
Exons: 31
Biological process (GO): ventricular cardiac muscle tissue morphogenesis; sarcomere organization
Cellular component (GO): M band
Molecular function (GO): myosin heavy chain binding
Source: RefSeq, a predicted model, not a curated record
UGGAACCCAAUAGGGACACUCAACCAGGAUGCCAGAGCCAACUAUAAAGGCAGUAAAGGAACCACAAAAAGCUGUAUCCCCAGAUCCUGCAGUUGCAGAGCCUAAGCCUGAAGAACCUAAAGAGACUCCAUCAGCACCUACUGAAAGCUCAGCAGCAGACACCAGUGGAACCGCAUCAGAUGGUGUAGCACCUGAAGGUCUGCCUGAGAGUCAUCAGCCUGACACAAGGCAGGACCUUACUGGUCUCUUCACUGAAAGGCCUCAAAGUGGGGAGGUAAAUGUAGGUGAGAACAUUACUUUUGUUGCUCGGGUGUGUGGUGAAUCUCUGCUGAAGAAGCCCACAGUAAAAUGGUUCAAAGGAAAGUGGAUGGAUCUGGCCAGCAAGUCAGGAAAGCACCUUCAACUCAAAGAGCACUAUGACCGCAACACGAAGGUGUACACCUUCGAGAUGCAUAUCAUUGCAGCUAAAGCCAACUUCGCUGGAGCUUAUCGUUGUGAGGUGUCCUCUAGAGACAAGUUUGACAGCUGCAAUUUUGACCUGGCAGUGCAUGAGGCUCGUACAACAGAUGGGUUUGAUAUUCGCACUGCAUUUAGACGCACUAGCACAGAUGCAGGUGAAGACUCAGGAGAACUGGACUUCAGUGCAUUACUGAAAAAGAGAGAAGCUGCUCAUGUGAGCACAGAGCCUGAGGUAGACGUAUGGGAAAUCCUCCAGAAGUCUUCACCAUCAGAGUAUGAAAAGAUUGCCUUCCAGUAUGGAAUCACGGACCUGCGGGGGAUGCUUAAGAGACUCAAAAAAAUUUAAAAAGAAGAGAAGAAAAGUGCAGCAAUUCUGAGAAAGCUGGACCCAGCCUACCAAGUCGAAAAGGGACACAAGAUCAAACUGCAAAUUGAAGUGGCCAAUCCAGAUGCAGAGGUUAAAUGGCUAAAACAUGGACAAGAGAUACACCUAACUGGAAGCAAGUACAUCUUUGAGAGUGUAGGCAACAAACGCUUCCUCACUAUCAACAACUGUACUCUGGCAGAUGAUGCUGCUUAUACGUGCAUGAUUGGAGAAGAGAAGACUGUCACUGAGCUCUUUGUUAAAGAGCCUCCUGUUCUGAUUGUACGUAAUCUAGAGGAUCAGAUGGUUAUGAAGGGAGAACGAGUAGAGUUUGAGUGUGAAGUGUCUGAAGAGGGGGCUCAAGUGAAAUGGGAGAAAGAUGGUGUGGAACUCACCCGAGAUGAGUCCUUCAAGUACCGCUUCAAGAAAGAUGGAUGUAAGCAUGUCCUUAUCAUUAAUGAUGUGACCAAGGAAGACUGUGGACACUACCGAGUGAAAACCAAUGGAGGGCAAUCAUUAGCAGAGCUCAUGGUUCAGGAGAAACAGCUAGAGGUGUAUCAAAGCAUUGCUGACCUGACGGUGAAGGCCAAAUACCAGGCUGUGUUCAAAUGUGAGGUUUCUGAUGAGAAGGUGAAAGGCAUCUGGUACAAAAAUAAAGUGGAGGUGAAACCUGAUGCCAGAACUCAUAUCACACACAUUGGCAGGAUUCAUAAGCUGACCAUUGAUGACGUAAAGCCAGACGAUGAGGGUGACUACACCUUCGUUCCUGAGGGCUAUGCCUUCAAUCUCUCUGCCAAGCUCAACUUUUUAGAGGUCAAGAUUGACUUUGUUCCACGGCAAGAUCCUCCCAAGAUUCAUCUGGACUGUAUGGGCCGCACCGCUGAGUGCACAAUCUUGGUUGUGGCUGGAAACAAACUGCGACUAGAUGUACCAAUUACUGGAGAUCCUGCCCCCACUGUGGUUUGGACAAAAGGAGAAAAGGUGCUGACAGACUCAGAUGGGCGUGUUCAUGUGGAGAGUACCAAAGGCCAUUGUAUCUUUACCAUUGAGGGGGCGGAGCGUCAGGAUGAGGGAGUGUACUCUGUCAUUGUACGCAAUCCUGCUGGAGAGGAUACAGCUGACAUUAAUGUCAAAGUUGUUGAUGUGCCAGAUCCACCUGAAGCUCCCAGAAUCCUUAGCGUCGGUGAAGAUUCUUGUAUUGUCCAAUGGGAUCCCCCGCUCUUUGAUGGUGGCCAGCCAGUCAUAGGUUACGUUCUUGAAAGGAAGAAGAAAAAGAGCUAUAGAUGGAUGAGACUCAAUUUUGAUCCUUAUAAAGAGACCACAUAUGAAACCAAGAGAAUGAUUGAGGGUGUAGCCUACGAAAUGCGUGUUUACGCAGUAAACGCCAUCGGCAUGUCCCGCCCCAGUGCUGCCUCCCAGCCAUUUGUGCCAGUUGCUCCUACCAGUGAGCCUACUGGGCUGUGUGUGGAUGACAUCAGUGAUACCACCAUCUCUCUGAAAUGGAGGGCUCCAGAGAGAAUAGGCUCAGCUGAACUUGAAGGCUAUGGGGUUGAGUACUGCAAGGAAGGCUCUGAUGAAUGGAUCCCUGCAUUUAAGGGUCUCACAGACAGGACCUCUGUGAUUAUCCGUGACCUGCCAACUGGAGAGAAGAUGCAGUUCCGCGUGAGGGCGUAUAACAUGGCAGGCCCCAGCCCUCCUGCCACAUUGCAACAAGCAGUCACCAUCCGUGAAAUCAUGCAGCGACCCAAAAUCUGGGUACCCCGUAACCUCCGCCAGACACUUAUCAAGAAAGUAGGAGAAACGAUUAACCUGGUAAUCCCCUUUCAGGGUAAACCACGACCUCAAGUGAACUGGACAAAGACCGAUGAGCCUCUGGACCCUAAGCAGGUCAGCAUACGAAACAGCAAUACUGAUACCAUCCUCUUCAUUAGGAGAUCUGAGAGAAAGGAUUCUGGGAAGUAUGAUGUUCAAGUGCAAAUUGAGAAUGUGGAGGACAGGGCCAGUGUGAAUAUACAGAUUGUUGACCUGCCAGGCCCACCCCAAAAUUUAAAGGCGAUAGAUGUUUGGGGCUUCAACGUUGCCCUGGAGUGGAAACCACCCAAGGAUAAUGGCAACUGCGACAUCACAGGCUACACCAUCCAGAAGGCUGAUAAGAAAACCAUGGAAUGGUACAUCGUGUUUGAGCAGUAUCGGCGCACUAACUGUGUGGUGUCAGACCUGAUCAUGGGGAAUGAGUACGUGUUUCGUGUGUAUGCCAUGAAUAUGGUUGGUCUGAGUCCAGAGCCUUGCCUCUCCAAAGACAGCGCCUACAUCCAGAAAACAGGCAUUGUGUACAAGCCUCCUUCCUACAAAGAGCGUGAUUUCUCUGAGGUCCCCAAGUUCACACAUCCUCUCAUGAGUCGCUCAGUUAUUGCUGGAUACAAUGCUACACUCAGCUGCUCCGUAAGAGGCAUCCCUAAGCCUAAAAUCACAUGGUACAAAAACAAGAUGGACAUUACAAAUGAGGCCAAGUACCGUAUGUUCAGCAAUCAGGGUGUGCUGACUCUGGAGAUCCGUAAGCCGUGUCCGUUUGAUGGAGGUGUGUACAUGUGUAAGGCGAUCAACUCCAGCGGAGAAGACGUAGUAGAAUGCAAACUGGAAGUGCGCCAUCCUCAAGUCACAAAAGAAGACAGCAAGAAAUGAGAGACGUAAUGGGUUUAGAGAAACUGUGACACUGUCCUCUUUCUGUCUUCUGUCCUGAAACUGAUCCUAUGACAUGUCCGUGAUCAAAUGACAGAGCAAAGAAAUAUGUCAGUGGUUUUCUUCAUUUGCUUGUGCUCCCCAUUUCUCACUCACAUCCCAUGGUCCGUUGCUUAGGUGUGAUUCGCUUUUCUUUAUUGCUUGUUCAUUUUGUUUCAUUUCAUGUUAUUGUAUUUAAGAUCCAUGCUGUAGGGUCUAGUGAUUUCAGUAUUUUCCUUCCACAUGUGAUGUUAUGCAAAACAUGCUAAAUAAAGCUA